AUGGCCGACAACCAACCCGACGCCAAAACUCCUCCCACAAGCCUAGGAGGGCAAACGGGACGAAGCAACGAGGGCACAAACAACACCAACACCCUCAAUAAAAGCGACGCCAUCAUCAUCAUUGCCUGCAAGAGCCUCAUCCUCCUCAUCGGCACCAAUAAGGCAGAACACACCAACGCUCUCGCAAACGCCUUCACAAACACCAACACCAUCAGCUCCACCACCGCCGCCGCCUCCACCACCACCACCAUCAAGUUCCGCGCGCCCUCUCACAACCUUCAUCAUCUCAACCACCACAAACGCAACAUCAACACCCACACCAUCCCUCUCCGACCCGCCGCCACUCCCCUCACCAACAUCCAUCCCGGGCGUGAUACCCAUCUCAACACCAGGCGCCGCCUCAUUCCGACCCCGACGCCGACUCCCACUCCAAGCGGCAACGUCAACAGCGGCAGCGGCGGCAUCGCCUCGCCCAGCCAAGCCGAGACCUCGGGCGGCAGCAACGUGAAGCUGAUGCCGGCGCUGCCCAUCGCGCUAGGUUCCGUGGGCGGGGUCCUGAUUUUCGGGUUGGUGAUUGGGAUGCUGUACCGUAAAGGCCGGUGGCCGUUCCGGAGUAAGCGCAACUUUGCGCAGAUUGACGAGUUGGAGGUGGAGAGGCAGCAGGAGCUCGAGAGGCAGAAUAAGAUGAAGUGGGAUCCGAGAGUGACGAGGACGUAUCGGACGCAGGAUGCGGGUGUCAACUUUUGA
Molecule: messenger RNA, 747 nt
Organism: Colletotrichum scovillei
Lineage: Eukaryota; Fungi; Ascomycota; Sordariomycetes; Glomerellales; Glomerellaceae
Exons: 3
Coding region: 1-747 (248 amino acids)
Source: RefSeq, a predicted model, not a curated record